AGAAGCAGGCCUUCGCCGUAGUAGGCUUCGGGAAAUUCGCGUGCUGGAGACGGGGUGCGCCGUCACCGCGCUUUCUGCAUCGGGUUACGCCAUCAUUCAUCCAGGGUCAUUCGGUUCACCGGGGUAACGGAGAUGAUGGCCACAUCACGGGCGCGCGUGCCUCCGUGCUCCUCAUGACCGACCGGCGGCGGCGGCGGCAGCAGCAGCAGCAGCAGCGUGCGGGUUUGGGUUUGUCUCACACCGGGCUGGCGUGGAUCCGAUCCCACCGUCUGGCGGAGCGUCUGCCAGGCUGAGUCACCACUGGAGUGUCUGAAGGGUCGGGAGAGAGAAAGUGAAGGAGGAGGCUGAGACGUUACAUCACAACGUGGCAGAGAUAGUGAGAGGAAGAGUGUGAGAGAACAGGAGAGCAGAGCGAGACGGCCGUAAGGGAGAGCGAGAGAGGAAGUCGAGCACUGGACUGACCCUUGAACUCUGACCUCGGAUCCAACAUGAACGAUCAGAACGUAGUGAAAGAGGGAUGGGUGCAGAAGAGAGGUGAAUACAUUAAGAACUGGAGACCGCGGUACUUCCUGUUAAAGAUGGAUGGGUCGUUUAUUGGAUAUAAAGAGAAGCCGCAAGAUGCAGAUCUGGCUUAUCCACUCAACAACUUCUCUGUGGCCAAGUGUCAGCUGAUGAAGACGGAGAGACCGAAGCCCAACACCUUCAUCAUCAGGUGUCUGCAGUGGACCACUGUGAUCGAGCGCACGUUUCACGUGGACACGCCUGACGAGAGGUACCACACACCCAAAUCAAAUUAUCUGUUUUUUCAUUUGUCGAGAGAGCGCGUAUUUUCGGAGGAUAGAACCCGUUUCUACGGCGCUGAGAUCGUUUCUGCGUUGGAUUACUUGCACUCUGCGAAGAUUGUUUACCGUGACCUAAAGCUGGAAAACCUGAUGUUGGAUAAGGACGGUCACAUAAAGAUCACUGAUUUCGGCCUGUGUAAGGAUCCUAAUCCUUCUAUCAUGUUUCUUUCUCAGUGUGUGCUGCACAUUUGGAUUUCAACCAGUCAUCACAAACGAAAGACAAUGAAUGACUUUGACUAUCUGAAGCUGCUGGGUAAAGGCACAUUUGGGAAGGUGAUUCUGGUGCGAGAGAAAGCCAGCGGCACAUAUUAUGCAAUGAAGAUCCUGAGAAAGGAGGUUAUUGUUGCCAAGGAUGAAGUUGCUCACACACUCACAGAGAGCAGAGUUCUGAAGAACACUAGGCAUCCGUUUCUAACUUCACUGAAGUACUCAUUUCAGACGAAGGAUCGUUUAUGUUUUGUUAUGGAGUAUGUGAAUGGAGGAGAGUUCUGCGGGACCCCGGAGUAUCUGGCCCCUGAGGUAUUGGAGGACAAUGAUUACGGGAGAGCGGUGGACUGGUGGGGUCUGGGAGUCGUUAUGUAUGAGAUGAUGUGUGGACGCCUUCCCUUUUAUAAUCAGGACCAUGAGAAGCUGUUUGAACUGAUUCUGAUGGAGGAGAUAAAGUUUCCCAGAACCCUCUCUGCAGACGCCAAGUCUUUACUGUCUGGAUUACUCAUCAAAGACCCCAAUAAGAGGCUCGGAGGAGGCCCGGAUGAUGCAAAGGAAAUCAUGAGACACAGUUUCUUCACUACGCAGCACUGGCAGGACGUCUAUGACAAAAAGGUAUAA
This is a messenger RNA of Sinocyclocheilus grahami, 1670 nucleotides long. Its product is annotated as RAC-alpha serine/threonine-protein kinase-like. Bases 489 to 1670 code for a protein of 393 amino acids. The record is from RefSeq and is a predicted model, not a curated record. Lineage: Eukaryota; Metazoa; Chordata; Actinopteri; Cypriniformes; Cyprinidae. Gene Ontology annotation, biological process: protein phosphorylation. Gene Ontology annotation, molecular function: protein kinase activity; ATP binding. The transcript is spliced from 14 exons.